UGCGUGGCUUUCCGGCGGAAACAUUCAGUAGUAACUUCCGUUUCCGUUUAGCCAUUGGAAAACGUUCAGCGAACACCGUGGGAGCAGAGAAGUCUAGAAACAUUUCAGGACUUUUCCUCCCUUUAUUUACAUAACUAUCGGAUCAUUUUUAUCUUAGUGAUUUGGUGUGGAGGAAGAAAAAACGAGCAUUUUAAAUAACGAGGAAACUUGUCAGAUCGCUGUAAAACAGCUGAAUAAAGUGAGAGAUUUUCCUCCAGCAUGUCUCUUCCCAAGCGUGAGGUUGAUGAGCUGAGGCCAUGGGUGGAACGCAUAGUAAAGAAGGUCCUUGGUUUUUCUGAACCCACUGUGGUCACAGCAGCAUUACACUGUGUGGGAAAAGGCCUGGACAAGAGAAAAACCACAGACCAGCUAAGGCCGUUUCUUGAUGAUUCGGCAAGCAGCUUUGUUGAGCGUCUAUUUGAAGCUCUUGAGGAAAGCAAAAACUCCCGUGGCAGCAAAGGAGCUGGAGAGAAGAACCGCAAAAGAGAACUGAAGGAAGUGUUUGGAGAUGAGGUGGAAGGAGUGAAGGAUGGACACAGUGUGGAUACAGCAGUAAAGAAGAAGAGGGUACCUCGCUUUGAGGAGGUGGACGAACCAGCUGUUUUACCUGGACCCCCUACAGAGAGUCCUGGCAUGCUUACCAAGAUGCAGAUCAAGCAAAUGAUGGAAGCAGCCACACGGCAGAUUGAGGAGAGAAAGAAACAGCUAAGUAUUGUGGCUCCUGUCCCCACUGUGCAGUCCAGACUGAUUCCAUCUCAGACGGACUCUAGUGCUCCACGUCCCAUCCUCCCAGCGGUGGGUGCUACUCAGUCCAUCGCUCCUUCUCAGGCUGCUAACUUCAUGAAUGACGCUAUAGAGAAAGCCCGCAAGGCAGCUGAGCUGCAGGCCAAGAUCCAGUCCACGCUGGCCAUGAAACCAGGAAUUCUGGGUGCUUUGGGAAACACAGGCCCACAUAACCUGGUAGCCCUGGCCAACCUGCACGCCAUGGGCAUUGCACCACCUAAAGUGGAGCCUCGUGAAAUCACAAAGCCAACUCCCCUCAUUUUGGAUGAGCUCGGACGAACUGUUGAUGCCAGUGGGAAAGAAAUUGAGCUCACACAUCGUAUGCCCACUCUAAAAGCAAACAUCAGAGCGGUGAAGAGGGAACAGUUUCGGCAACAGUUAAAGGAAAAACCCAGCGAUGACCUGGAAUCCACAUCUUACUUUGACCCACGAGUGGCCCUUACUCCUGCACAGAGAGCCAAGAAAGGCUUUAGGUUCCAUGAACAGGGGCGCUUUGAGAAGAUCGCCCAGCGCAUACGCACCAAGGCUCAGUUGGAGAAGUUACAGAUGGAGAUUGCUCAGGCUGCCAAGAAGACAGGCAUACAGGCGUCCACUAAACUAGCUCUUAUUGCCCCCAAGAAAGAGCUGGGAGAGGGGGAGAUUCCUCAUAUAGAGUGGUGGGACUCCUACAUCUUGCCUUCCCACAUAGAAUUAUCUGCAUGUACAAAUUUAGAUGAGGUGGAAAUGCAUGGAGUCACCAACCUAGUUGAACACCCCAUUCAGAUGGCCCCUCCAGUGGAUACAGAUAAGCCAGUGACUCUGGGUGUGUAUUUGACUAAGAAGGAACAAAAGAAGUUGAGGAGACAAACUCGUAGAGAAGGCCAGAAAGAGGUGCAGGAAAAGGUCCGAUUGGGUCUUAUGCCUCCACCUGAACCCAAAGUGCGGAUCUCUAAUCUGAUGAGGGUUUUGGGGACGGAAGCUGUGCAGGACCCCACUAAAGUGGAGGCUCAUGUUAGAGCACAAAUGGCCAAGAGGCAGAAGGCCCAUGAGGAGGCAAAUGCAGCACGCAAACUCACGGCAGAACAAAGGAAAGAGAAGAAGGUGAAGAAACUUAAGGAGGAUUUGAGUCAUGGGGUUCACAUUGCUGUUUACAGAAAAGAAACAGAUGGGAUGAUCAAUACCUUCCUCGUCCUCCUGCAGCAGCACAGCACCUGCUCCCACUGCGCUCGCAUCCACCUCCAAUUUGAAAGAAUCCGAAAUCUGCAUAACCCAGCCAAGAAGUUUAAGGUGGAGGCCAAUGCAAACCAACUGUACCUUACUGGCACUGUGGUACUGCACAAAGAUGUCAACAUCGUAGUAGUGGAGGGAGGACCCAAGUCACAGAAGAAGUUUAAACGUCUGAUGUUGAAUAGGAUCAAAUGGGAUGAGCCGAAUUCCAAAAGAGAUGAGCCUCAAGAUUCAGAUGAUGAGGGUUCCAGGAAGAAUAAUAAAUGCACCUUGGUUUGGGAGGGUACAGCAAAGGAACGUAGCUACGGGGAGGUUAAGUUUAAGCAGUGUCCAACGGAAAGCAUGGCUAGGGAACAUUUUAAGAAGCAUGGCACCGAGCACUACUGGGACUUGGCUCUGAGUCAGAGUGUUCUGGAGACAACUGACGACUGAUAUAUAGACUGAACUCUGAAGAACAACAACAGAGGACACAGUGGCAUGUGGACCUUGCACGCUUUUUUUUUUGAGAGAGAGAGAGAGAGAGAGAGAGAGAGAGAGAGAGAGAGAGAGAGAAAGGUGGGAUAGACUUUGGCAGAGGCAAACAUGUAUAUGUAAAUAUAGUUUGAGUGUGUAAAAGGAUGAUUGUGUUUUGCAUACCUGCAGUACAGGUGUGAAACAAUGCAAGACUUCAGAAUGAGCUAGGAUGUUAACCCCUAUGCGUACUGCUGCAAAAUUUUACAGUGGUGUCAGUUUGAACAAGGGUGGACACUGGUUUUGUAUCUCUUGUAACAGUUUUAUAGUGUAGGCUGUGCCGUCUUUGAUCACAUGUUAUUUCUACCUUGGAUCCAUCUUGUUUGAAUGCAGCAUCAUGUGCUCUCACCAUUUUGAUGCAGUCUUUUCAGUAAGUAAGCCUCACUCCUGAAAUAAGUUAAAUGACACUGUGUAGUUUGUUACUGAUUGACCAACAUGUUUGAGUGCAGAUUCUAGAGCAUUGGUUUCAGUAUAACACAAAAGUGUUGAUUUUAGUGUGGCUGAAGAAUGGAAAAGUAUCUUUAUUUUGGUUCACAUAUUCAAAUGUCCAAUAAAAAGUGACAACACAUGGCUAUUUA
Megalobrama amblycephala (Wuchang bream) is the source of this 3116-nucleotide messenger RNA. RefSeq names its product PRP3 pre-mRNA processing factor 3 homolog (yeast) (gene prpf3). Gene Ontology annotation, biological process: mRNA splicing, via spliceosome. Gene Ontology annotation, cellular component: U4/U6 x U5 tri-snRNP complex. The record is from RefSeq and is a predicted model, not a curated record. NCBI's taxonomy places the organism in Eukaryota, Metazoa, Chordata, Actinopteri, Cypriniformes, Xenocyprididae. The transcript is spliced from 18 exons. The coding region runs from base 259 to 2460 and encodes 733 amino acids.